This is a messenger RNA of Gryllus bimaculatus (two-spotted cricket), 632 nucleotides long. The record is from the annotation of a GenBank genome assembly. NCBI's taxonomy places the organism in Eukaryota, Metazoa, Arthropoda, Insecta, Orthoptera, Gryllidae.
AUGUGGUCGGCCUCGGGUCUGGCUUGCAGGGGCGGCGUUGGCGUUGGUUCGGCGGCAGGUGCAGAGGCGGAGGCGGAGGCGGAGGCGGCGGUGGCGACGGCGGCGAGGGCGUGGGCGUGCCCUCGGGGCCCGCGGGGGCUGCGACUGCGACUGCGACUGCCGCCGCGCUGCGCACUGGCGCUGGCGCUGGCGCUGGCGCUGGCUGGCUGGUGCGUGCUGACUGGCGCGGCCGGCGUCGAAGCCGGCGGCAGCCCGCAGCCCCUGCAGGCGCACCAGCUCACGCAGCCCGCCCAGCAGCAGCAACAGCAACAGCAGCAGCCAGCACCACUCGCAACGCCGGCGGCGCUCGUCGCCACCGCGCCCGUGACACUUCAUUCUCAAGCUGUAUUCAAGAACCAAGACUUCUUUUUCAUUUCUCCAACUGUUUAAGAUGACCAGAUAAGGUGAAUUAAACUAAUGGACAAGUAAAUUUGGGAAUGUACGUAUGUAAGUAAGGAACAUUGAUGAAUAAUGGUAAAUAGUUUACUAUUUACACUUUCUCAAAUGAAGAAAAGUGUAAACAAACUUUCUAUUAUCUUUCUAUAGCGAUCAUCACAAGAAUAAGUAAAAUGCGUUUUUUAUAGAACAUUUCC